This is a messenger RNA of Choloepus didactylus (southern two-toed sloth), 9465 nucleotides long. RefSeq names its product kinase D interacting substrate 220 (gene KIDINS220). The coding region runs from base 186 to 5576 and encodes 1796 amino acids. The transcript has 34 exons. Gene Ontology annotation, molecular function: protein binding. The record is from RefSeq and is a predicted model, not a curated record. Lineage: Eukaryota; Metazoa; Chordata; Mammalia; Pilosa; Megalonychidae.
ACGGAGGAAGAUGGCCGCCGGGCGCGGCGGGAGCGAGGCUCUGGGAGCGGUGGCCUCUCCGGUUCCGGUUGUCUGACAGGACCUGGGGCCAAGAGAGUCCUUUGCGCCGUGUACUGGAGGCCGCGGCCCACGGGCGAGGCUUUGGGACGAUACUGAAAUAAAGAUAAAUAAAGCUUUCUGUGAAAAUGUCAGUUCUGAUAUCACAGAGUGUAAUCAAUUAUGUAGAAGAAGAAAACAUUCCUGCUCUGAAAGCUCUUCUUGAAAAAUGCAAAGAUGUAGAUGAGAGAAAUGAGUGUGGCCAGACUCCACUGAUGAUAGCUGCUGAACAAGGCAAUCUGGAAAUAGUGAAAGAAUUAAUUAAGAAUGGAGCUAAUUGCAAUCUGGAAGAUUUGGACAACUGGACAGCACUUAUAUCGGCAUCAAAAGAAGGGCACCUACAUAUCGUGGAAGAACUUCUUAAAUGUGGGGUUAAUUUGGAGCACCGAGAUAUGGGAGGAUGGACAGCUCUUAUGUGGGCUUGUUACAAAGGCCGCACUGAAGUGGUAGAGCUGCUGCUUUCUCACGGUGCCAAUCCCAGUGUCACUGGUCUGUAUAGUGUUUAUCCAGUCAUUUGGGCAGCCGGAAGAGGCCAUGCGGAUAUAGUGCAUCUUUUACUGCAAAAUGGUGCUAAAGUCAACUGCUCUGAUAAGUAUGGAACAACCCCUUUGGUUUGGGCUGCACGGAAGGGUCAUUUGGAAUGUGUAAAACAUUUAUUGGCCAUGGGAGCUGAUGUUGAUCAAGAAGGAGCUAAUUCAAUGACUGCAUUGAUUGUGGCAGUGAAAGGAGGCUACACACAGUCGGUGAAAGAAAUUUUGAAGAGAAAUCCAAAUGUAAAUUUAACAGAUAAGGAUGGAAAUACAGCUUUGAUGAUUGCAUCAAAGGAGGGACAUACGGAGAUUGUACAGGAUCUACUUGAUGCUGGAACGUAUGUGAACAUACCUGAUAGGAAGAGUGGGGACACUGUGCUAAUCGGCGCCGUCAGAGGUGGUCAUGUUGAAAUUGUUCGGGCACUUCUACAGAAAUAUGCUGAUAUAGACAUUAGAGGACAGGACAAUAAAACUGCUUUAUAUUGGGCUGUUGAGAAAGGAAAUGCAACAAUGGUGAGAGAUAUCUUACAGUGCAAUCCUGAUACGGAAAUAUGCACAAAGGAUGGUGAAACACCACUUAUAAAGGCUACCAAGAUGAGAAAUAUUGAAGUAGUUGAGCUGCUGCUAGAUAAAGGAGCUAAAGUAUCUGCUAUAGAUAAGAAAGGAGAUACUCCCUUGCAUAUUGCUAUUCGUGGGAGGAGUCGGAAACUGGCAGAACUUCUUUUAAGGAAUCCAAAAGAUGGACGGUUACUUUAUAGGCCCAACAAAGCAGGGGAGACUCCUUACAACAUUGACUGCAGCCACCAGAAAAGUAUUUUAACUCAAAUAUUUGGAGCCAGACACUUGUCUCCUACUGAAACAGAUGGUGACAUGCUUGGUUAUGACUUAUAUAGCAGUGCCCUGGCAGAUAUUCUCAGUGAACCUACCAUGCAGCCACCCAUUUGUGUGGGACUGUAUGCACAGUGGGGAAGUGGGAAAUCUUUCUUACUCAAGAAACUUGAAGAUGAAAUGAAGACUUUCGCAGGACAGCAGAUUGAACCUCUUUUUCAGUUUUCAUGGCUUAUAGUAUUUCUUACUCUUUUGCUAUGUGGAGGGUUUGGUUUACUGUUCGCUUUUACCGUCGACCUGAAUCUUGGAAUAGCAGUGUCAUUGAGCCUCUUGGCUCUCUUAUAUGUAUUCUUUAUUGUCAUUUACUUUGGUGGACGAAGAGAAGGAGAGAGUUGGAAUUGGGCCUGGGUCCUCAGUACUAGAUUGGCAAGACAUAUCGGAUAUUUGCAACUCCUCCUCAAAUUGAUGUUUGUGAAUCCACCUGAAUUGCCAGAGCAAACUACUAAAGCUUUACCUGUAAGAUUUUUGUUUACAGAUUACAAUAGGCUGUCCAGCGUAGGUGGAGAAACUUCAUUGGCUGAAAUGAUUGCAACUCUCUCGGAUGCUUGUGAAAGAGAGUUUGGCUUUUUGGCAACAAGGCUUUUUCGAGUAUUCAAGACCGAAGACACACAGGGUAAAAAGAAAUGGAAAAAAACCUGCUGUCUCCCGUCUUUUGUCCUUUUCCUUUUUAUCUUUGGCUGCAUUGUUGCUGGAAUUACUCUUCUGGCUAUAUUCAGGGUUGACCCAAAACAUCUGACAGUGAACGCUGUUCUCAUAUCAAUCGCAUCUAUAGUUGGGUUGGCUCUUGUGUUGAAUUGUCGUACAUGGUGGCAAGUGCUGGACUCCCUCCUAAAUUCUCAGAGAAAACGUCUGCAUAGUGCUGCUUCUAAACUGCACAAAUUGAAGAGUGAAGGAUUCAUGAAAGUUCUUAAGUGUGAAGUCGAACUGAUGGCAAGGAUGGCAAAAACCAUUGAUAGUUUCACCCAAAAUCAGACAAGGCUGGUAGUUAUCAUUGAUGGAUUAGAUGCCUGUGAACAGGACAAAGUCCUUCAGAUGCUGGACACUGUCCGAGUUCUGUUUUCAAAAGGCCCUUUCAUUGCUAUUUUUGCAAGUGAUCCACAUAUUAUUAUAAAGGCAAUUAACCAGAACCUUAAUAGUGUGCUUCGUGAUUCAAAUAUAAAUGGACAUGACUACAUGCGCAAUAUAGUUCAUUUGCCAGUUUUCCUUAACAGUCGCGGUCUAAGCAAUGCAAGAAAAUUUCUUGUAACUUCAACAACAAAUGGGGACAUUCCAGGUUCAGAGACUACAGGGAUACAAGAAGACAGUGACAGAAGAGUUUCACAAAACAGCCUUGGGGAGAUGACAAAACUUGGUAGCAAGACAGCUCUCAACAGGCGGGAUACUUACCGAAGAAGACAGAUGCAGCGGACAAUUACUCGGCAGAUGUCCUUUGAUCUUACAAAACUGUUGGUUACUGAGGACUGGUUCAGUGACAUAAGUCCUCAGACUAUGAGAAGAUUACUUAAUAUUGUUUCUGUGACAGGGCGAUUACUGAGAGCCAAUCAGAUUAGUUUCAACUGGGAUAGGCUGGCCAGCUGGAUCAACCUCACCGAACAGUGGCCAUACCGAACUUCAUGGCUCAUAUUAUAUUUGGAAGAGACGGAAAGCGUUCCAGAUCAAAUGACAUUAAAAACCAUCUAUGAGAGAAUAUCAAAGAAUAUUCCAACAACUAAAGAUGUUGAACCACUGCUUGAAAUUGAUGGAGAUAUAAGAAAUUUUGAAGUGUUUUUGUCUUCAAGGACCCCAGUUCUUGUGGCUCGAGAUGUAAAGACUUUUUUGCCAUGUACUGUAAACCUAGACCCCAAACUUCGGGAAAUUAUUGCAGAUGUCCGUGCUGCAAGAGAACAGAUUAAUAUUGGAGGACUUGCGUAUCCCCCACUGCCUCUGCACGAUGCUCCUCCUAGACCGCCUUCAGGUUACAGUCAGCCCCCAUCUGUUUGUUCUUCUUCCACCUCCUUUAAUGGGCCGUUUGGAGGUGGCGUUGUGUCUCCGCAGCCUCACAGCAGUUACUAUAGUGGUAUGACAGGACCGCAGCAUCCAUUCUAUAACAGGCCAUUCUUUGUCCCAUACCUUUACACGCCAAGGUAUUACCCUGGCGGUUCCCAACAUCUCAUCUCACGUCCAUCAGUAAAAACGAAUUUGCCCAGAGAUCAGAACAAUGGCCUAGAAGUUAUCAAGGAGGAUGUAGCUGAGGGGCUUUCUUCACCCACAGCCUCCUCGACGGAGAAGACUUCAACAAGAAAGUUAAAGAUGCCAUGGCCGUGUGACUCUGGGUUUAACAAACAGAGACAGGGAUCUGGCCCUGCCACAGGCCCAAUCAUAUCACUGAAUUCAAUGACUGUCGAUGCCAUAUGUGAGAAGCUGAAGCAAAUAGAAGGACUGGACCAGAGUCUGCUCCCUCAGUAUUGCACAACAAUCAAAAAGGCAAAUAUAAAUGGCCGUGUGUUAGCUCAGUGUAACAUUGAGGAACUAAAGAAAGAGAUGAAUAUGAAUUUUGGAGACUGGCAUCUUUUUAAAAGCACAGUCCUAGAAAUGAGAAAUGCAGAAAGCCAGGUGAUCCCUGAGGACCCACGUUUACUUAAUGAAAACAACAGCGGCUCGGUGCCUCAUGGUGAAACUGGCCGUCACCCUUCACACAAUGAGUUGCCUCACACAGAGCUUUCCAGUCAAACUCCCUACACAUUAAACUUCAGCUUCGAAGAACUGAAUACACUUGGCAUAGACGAAGGUGCCCCACGUCACAGUAAUUUAAGUUGGCAGUCACAGGUUCGCAGAACCCCAAGUCUUUCGAGCCUCAAUUCUCAGGAUUCCAGUAUUGAAAUUUCAAAGCUUACUGAUAAGGUGCAGGCCGAGUAUAGAGACGCCUACAGAGAAUAUAUUGCCCAAAUGUCUCAGUUAGAAGGGGGGACAGGGUCUACAACAAUUAGUGGCAGGUCUUCUCCACACAGCACAUAUUAUAUGGGCCAGAGUUCAUCGGGGGGCUCCAUUCAUUCUAAUUUAGAACAAGAAAAAGGGAAGGAGAGUGAGCCAAAGCAAGAAGAUGGAAGGAAGUCAUUUUUAAUGAAGAGGGCAGAUGUUAUAGAUUACUCAUCAUCAGGUGUUUCCACCAAUGAUGCCUCACCCCUGGAUCCUAUCACUGAAGAAGAUGAAAAAUCCGAUCAGUCAGGUAGUAAACUUCUCCCCGGCAAGAAAUCCUCAGAAAGGUCGAGUCUCUUCCAGACAGAUUUAAAGCUUAAGGGAGGUGGCCUACGCUAUCAAAAACUUCCAAGUGACGAAGAUGAAUCUGGGACAGAAGAAUCAGACAAUACUCCCCUGCUCAAAGAGGAUAAAGAUAAAAAAGCUGAAGGGAAAAUAGAGAGAGUGUCAAAAUCUCCAGAACACAGUGCUGAGCCCAUUAGAACUUUCAUUAAAGCAAAAGAAUAUUUAUCGGAUGCGCUCCUUGACAAAAAGGACUCCUCCGAUUCAGGAGUGAGAUCCAACGAAAGUUCUCCCAAUCACUCCCUUCACAAUGAAGCAGCUGAUGACUCCCAGCUCGAAAAGGCAAAUCUCAUAGAGCUUGAUGAAGAUAGCCACAGUGGAAAGCGCGGAAUACCACACAGCCUGAGCGGCCUUCAAGAUCCGAUUAUAGCUCGUAUGUCCAUUUGUUCAGAAGAUAAGAAAAGCCCUUCCGAGUGCAGCUUGCUAGCCAGCAGCCCUGAAGAAAACUGGCCGUCGUGCCCGAAGGCCUACAAUCUGAAUCGGACGCCCAGCACCGUGACUCUGAACAACAACAAUGCUCCGGCCAAUAGGGCCAACCAAAAUUUUGAUGAAAUGGAAGGAAUUAGGGAUACUUCACAAGUCAUUUUGAGGCCAAGUUCCAGUCCCAACCCGACUGCCAUGCAGAAUGAAAAUCUAAAAAGCAUGACGCAUAAACGAAGCCAACGUUCAGGUUACACAGCGCUCUCAAAAGAUUCUUCAGAGCUUCAUGCAGUAACCUCUUCAGAGAGUACUGGUUUUGGAGAAGAAAGAGAAAGCAUCCUUUAAGAAAAACUAGCAAAACAUAGAGCAGUAUUAGGAGACCCUUAUUACAGAAUUUUCCUGAGUUUUGUAGUGAACCCAUCCGUGUGCAUCAUCCUUGUACAUUUCAUUCACAAAUAAUAAAUAAGUCCUUCAGUAAAAGAGAGAGAGACAGGCUAUACAGUAGAGUAUAAGAGCUUGUGAUUCGUCAGCCUCCAUUGUCUUUGUAAUUCAAAGCUUAAAAACUCACUGCUAUCCUUGUAUCUUUCAUUGGUACAUGGGCCCAUAAAAUUUUUUGAGAAGAGAUAACGACUAUAAAGAUAGGUCAGAAAUGUUUUAUUAAAUUUAAAAGACUUAAUUUACCAAAGAAAAUAAAAACUGAGACCCCUUUUGUAGAACAUUCAUUCAUCAAAUAUUUGAGGGCCUGCUAUAUAGAAGAUGUGGUGUUAAAUAAACCAGAAGCAAAUUUUGUCCUUAAGGGGUUUAAUCUAUUUAGAUAAGAAUUUACAGAUUGUGAGUAGCCAGAGACUAAACGUAAAUACUCAGUACAUUGAGAACCAGUGUUCUAUAUAAUAGACAAAUUGCUUAUCAGAGUAGUUUUAAACUUUAAGUAGAAAAUGUGUAAUGAAGAGGGCUUUCACAGUUGAUAAGAAGGUGAACUGACAGUCCCCAAAGUGGAGACCCAUUGACUUUGAGCCAUUACGGGUUGCCUGGGAGAGAGGCCAGUAACCUCCAUGUUACACCGAUGCUUUCUCAAAAACUCACACUUGGCUUCUCCACCAUCUCUUUGUGCCCAAGAACCCAUCCUGGUCUACUCUGGGGCUCUUUUAAAGUGUGUACCCAACUUUUUUUAGUGAGCUUAGUAGUGGAGGAAAAAAGCAUGAAUUCUUUCUCUGGAGAGUCAGGGGGACAUGGGUAGUAAUAGGCACUAAUAUUUGUGGAAUGAGUGAAUGAGCAAGUAAUUACAUUGAAAAGGUCAAUGGCAAUUUAAGGAAAUGUUUAAUUACAUAAGACUAAAUCAUUACUUUCUAUGCCAAGGUAUGGAAAUCAACAUAUUAAUUUGGGUGCAGGGGAGUAAUAAAAGGAAAUACUUUCUUAAAGUUUAAAAACAUGUUCCAAAACAGGCUUAAUGAGAUAACUGAUAUGACUAUAAAACUAUAUACUUCCCAUUUAUUGUCAGCAGAGUUAAGAGAAUGAGCACAUUUACAUAUCACGUAGACUAGAAAUGUACCCUGUCAUCAUGCAGUAAAAAUAUUGUCUUUUUAACGUACUUAUUUAUGUAGAAUUCUGGCAGUAUAUCACAAGUCACAGGUAGAAAGAAUUGUAGAUGGUGAGAUUGUAGGUGUGCGAUUAUCUAAAGUUAGUGUUCAUUUCUGGUGUUUAUCACUUAAUGGAUUUCUAGUAAUAUACUGAAUAAAUUAUUUACUUGACCAGUCAUUGCACUAAAUAGUUGCUGUCUUAUGUUUCAUUGCCUUGAUGUUUUGAGUGUAACAUUUCAUAAAGUGCUUAUUUGCAUGACCUUUAACAAAUGUUUUAGCCAAUUUUUUAAAAGGCAGGAUGUUACUAACAUUAUACAUUGAAAUGUUAACAUUUUAAUAUACUGUCUAUUAGUUUGUACUAUUGUAUAAUUAGUAAUUAUAGCAGAGGCAAUAUUAUGUCCUUUUCAGGUGAGUAGAUGCAACUUAAUAUCAUAGUAGUACAUUAUUUAUAUUGUGAAAUUAACACUAGAGUGUGAAGUGUACAAAUAGAUUCAGAAAAUAAAAAAAAAUUGGCAUGCUGUUCUGACUCAUGAAUUUUUAUUCACAAAAGUGAUGAUUCACAUUUUGAUCAAAAAUAAAAAGGAACUUGUGCAUUUGUAUUUUUAUUCAUCUAAAGUCUAACUGUUAAAGGGCUUUGGGCUUGUGUGGCUGUUGUCCGCUUGGCAGGACCCUACCUGUUCUAAACGGCUCUCACUUUCUGGUAGAACUUCGCUCUUAAGUCCCAGGGUGUAAAUGGUGCUUUCAGGAAAAAAAAGGUGCCCAACAGCACAACUCUAUGCAGUCCAUUUCUGUAGCUGCAAGAAGUACGUUAUCUAGACCUUAGGAUGAUGUCAAUUUAAUUAUUAUAUGAACAUUCUGGAAAAGUUCACUUUUCCAUAACGAUACAGAAAUUGGCAAACCAGAUGGAUUAUUGAGUCACACCAUCAUCCCUUUGAAUCUGUGUAUGUGUUUGUCUAUUUAUAAUACACAGCUCAGUCUGAUUCUCCCAUAUGCAGAACUUUGCUUCAAGCUGGGAGAAAAUGGAUAGAAAAGAAAAUUGCUGCUCUAACCUUGAUAAUCUCUUAGAUUAUGCAUCAUUUAGAGGCUUAACGUAUUUUAUCAAUCAUUUUCACUUUAAGCCAGGGACGGUUCUGUUAUUGUAGCAUAAUAUUAAGCCAGAUCCAUCCACCUUGGCACAGUAUAGAGUGGUAACUAGGGACUAUUGCGUUCCUGUAGAAGACGACUAGAAAUGAAAAGAAGCUCGUGAUAUUUCUCAACUGAUAGAACUCUCACAGUGCUGGAUGUUUAAGAACCAGCUCUCAUAUUCUGGGAAAUUCAAGCAUUCAUAACUAAAUCAACAUUUUCAGUAUUAACAGGAAAACUGGUCUCUGUGUAAUAUUUUAUUUUUGUGAGUGACUAGAAUAGUUUUAAUUGCCUAGUCAGAUAAUUUUUUGGCUAAAAUUCUCAUCUUAAGUUGAGAACUCUUUAGAUCAUUUGCAUGUCAUAGUGCUGCCAUAAAAUAUAUUGUAAUCAUGACUUUUCUGUCUCACAAAUACUAACUACUAGCAAGUGUUUUUUGAAUGAAAUGAAAUCCGUUUUUCUUCUGACUAAAACACUAACUUCAAAAAGUUUUAAGACCAUAUAAUUUUUGGUUAUACCAGGAAUUCUCAGCCUAUUUAGGAAUAUCCCUGAGUUUAAAAACCCCCGACUUCCUGGCUAACUCCUUAGUAAAUCAACAUAUCUACCAGGAAAAGAGAACUAGAAGGCACUGUCUCCCUUUACCUUAUGGAUAACUGAUAUUGAGAGAAAAAGUAGGGAAAAGGGAAGGUACGAUAAAAUUAGUUCUUUGGAAAACUCUAAAUUAUUCAACUGAAUGUCUAGGUGCCUUUAUUCCCUACCUUCUAUUUAGUCUUACUUCAACACUUGGCAAAGGGAUACUUUUUGACUUGGAGUAGAGGUGGGAGUUAGGUGGACUGGGUGGACUAAUCUGAAAUGUUUGGGUUCUUAAUCUCCUGGUUGUGGUAUACCCAACCCCUCCCUACCUCAGAUUUUUAAGAUAGGCCAUAGUUAUACAAAUGAUUUGAAAAUAAAAAGAAAUUUCUGUGUAACAGUGAGCCAGCGCUGGGUGGUCUUUUAAUGGCCUGUCAUUUGGCAAAGGUUGAGAAUCCCUGGUUGAGUCUGAGUGCGAAGAAAGAGAACUUUAAAUCUUACAUAAUUUUAAACCCUUUCGUUGCCUAGGAAGAAAAUGCUGCCUUUGAGAUAGAUAGCUCUUCAGAAGAUCCAGUUUAAACUAAGGCAACAAGGGCCCUAACUCAUAGUACCCUGCACAUAGAGCCAAGCAACGUUGGGUUCUCAUUUCUACUGACAGUUCGGUUAAUUUCUCACAGUUGGCUUCCUCACCAAAUAUAAGGGGGUAAAGAAGAUGCUCCUUAUUCAGUAAUCCUGCCAUCCAGCUGACUGGAGAAGAGAGAUUUCUUUACCUGCAUCAAUUUUCUUUGUUCUCAGUAACUGUAGAAUUUAAAUUAGUUUUAAUGAAAUGUUCCUUUUAUGAAAUUUUAGGGCAAAGCCCAAAUGUAUAGAAAAAGCCUGUAAAUAAGCUUGACAUAACCUGACAUUUCAUAGCUAAUGGCAUCUUCUUGGUCAGAUGUCUAAUAAAAAGCUUAUUAUUUUCAAAAUUA